This is a messenger RNA of Apaloderma vittatum (bar-tailed trogon), 1037 nucleotides long. It is a transcript of the gene TCERG1L, whose product is annotated as transcription elongation regulator 1-like. Gene Ontology annotation, molecular function: RNA polymerase binding; transcription coregulator activity. Gene Ontology annotation, cellular component: nucleus. The transcript is spliced from 9 exons. NCBI's taxonomy places the organism in Eukaryota, Metazoa, Chordata, Aves, Trogoniformes, Trogonidae. The annotation marks the transcript as partial. The record is from RefSeq and is a predicted model, not a curated record.
GUUCUGCCUCCCGAAUGGAUGCUCACGUGGGUCCUUUGAUGCCAACGCACGUCACCCGCGUCACCGCUGUGGCGGCGCCGGCGGUGACCUUCAUGGCAACCAAUUUGAUGGAUCAGGCGUUAACAGAUAGCGGCAAAGAGUCGAGUAGAUCCUCCUGCCCACCGACCUUGAUUUUACACACGGAGAGGAAGAGUUCCCCCGUGGAGAGCGAUGGCGAUAAGGAUCAUUCUUUUAAACUCGUAAACGACGAUGACAGCACAUCCAAUGGCAACAAGCCCGUGGCAUCCACUCCAGUGCCAGGAUCACCAUGGUGUGUAGUCUGGACUGGAGAUGACCGGGUCUUCUUCUUCAACCCUACAAUGCAGCUGUCAGUGUGGGAGAAGCCAGUGGACCUGAAGCACCGCGGCGACAUCAACCGGAUCAUCGAGGACCCUCCUCACAAGCGCAAGCUGGAAGCUGCAGCAACAGAUAAAUGUGUUAGUUCUUGUCCAGGGGAUGAAAAUGAUGAUCUUAGCAUCAAAACGAAGAGAAAUAAAACAGACGAUUCCCAAGCUGCUGACCAGGGGAUGGCUGAAACAGAGGAGAAAAAUGAGGAAACAUCAGCGCCUCAGGUCACACCUCCCCUGGAGGAGCGCAUCACGCAUUUCCGAGACAUGCUGCUGGAGAGAGGGGUUUCGGCGUUUUCUACAUGGGAAAAAGAGCUCCACAAAAUAGUAUUUGAUCCACGCUACCUUCUAUUAAAUUCAGAAGAGCGUAAACAGAUAUUUGAGCAGUUUGUCAAGACCCGGAUCAGAGAAGAGUACAAAGAAAAGAAAAAUAAACUGCUGUUAGCCAAAGAAGAAUUCAAAAAGCUCCUUGAAGAAUCCAAGUUAUCACCAAGAACAACAUUUAAAGAAUUUGCGGAGAAAUAUGGAAGAGAUCAGCGGUUUCGCCUCGUUCAGAAGAAGAAGGACCAAGAGCAUUUCUUCAAUCAGUUCAUACUUAUUCUUAAAAAGAGGGACAAAGAAAACCGGAUAAGGCUACGGAAAAUGAGAUAA